AUGUCUGCCGUCGCCGCCCGUCCCGUCCUGCGGUCCGCCGCCCUGAGGAACACCCGCCUCCCUUCGCGCAUCGCCGCCCGCUUCGAGUCGUCCACCACCCAGAAGGCCGCCGACGCCGCCAAGGAGCAGGCCUCGAACAUCCAGUCCAAGGCCUCUGAGGGCCUGAGCCGCGUCUCCAGCUCUGCCGGCCCCGCCAUCGCCGGCGCUGCCAAGGGCGUCGCCAACGCCCUCGGCAAGGUCGGCGGUCGCACCGGCCGUGUCAUCGCCUUCGUCGAGAAGCAGGUCCCCUUUGUCGUCUACUACUCCAAGGUCGGCCUCGAGGUCUCCAAGAUUGUCUUCCGCGGCCAGAAGAUGGCUCCUCCUCCCAUCGCCACCUUCCAGUCCUACGCCCAGAACGCUCUCCAGUCCGCCAAGAACCCCGGCGCCCUCUUCAACUCCGCCUCCCAGACCGCCCAGUCCGCUGCUCAGUCCGCGGCUCAGCAGCCCGCUGCUGCUGCCCAGCGCCUCCGCGGCAUCAACACGGCGACACUUAUCACCGUCGGUGUCGUCGCCGCCGAGUGCCUCGGCUUCUUCACCAUUGGCGAGAUGAUCGGCCGCUUCAAGCUCGUCGGCUACCACGGCGAGACUGGUGCCGCUCACCACUAA
This is a messenger RNA of Verticillium alfalfae VaMs.102, 645 nucleotides long. RefSeq names its product ATP synthase subunit g. Gene Ontology annotation, molecular function: proton transmembrane transporter activity. NCBI's taxonomy places the organism in Eukaryota, Fungi, Ascomycota, Sordariomycetes, Glomerellales, Plectosphaerellaceae. Gene Ontology annotation, biological process: proton motive force-driven ATP synthesis. The record is from RefSeq and is a predicted model, not a curated record. Bases 1 to 645 code for a protein of 214 amino acids. The transcript has 2 exons.